Amoebophrya sp. A25 is the source of this 1114-nucleotide messenger RNA. The record is from the annotation of a GenBank genome assembly. Lineage: Eukaryota; Dinophyceae; Syndiniales; Amoebophryaceae.
CGACGAUACAGGAAUGCAACUUCUCCGUAAGUCAUGCGCGGACGAAAGUAACGAAGUGCGGCCGCCAGAGAUUAACCGCGGCUCUGGGACGAGUCUUGCGCAGUCCCCUCUUGUUCUUGCUACUUUUUACUGAGCUCCGAGUUGCCUCCCUUGCUGCUCCGUUGCUUUUCUCGCGAACGUUUAGCGGCCGCCCUUUUUCCACUCUACAUUAAGACAAGAGUCUGAACUUCUUCAAGACUUGAUGAAGUAAAAAUGAAAUGUUUCAACCUUUAAUAAGUGUAAGUCUACUAAGAAUGAACCAGUCUUCUAAGUCUACUGAUACUCUAUCCCGGAGUUGUAGCUUAUUCCGUAUGGGUGAAGUACUUUUUUUACUUGGUACGCUUUCUUUGCCUACAACUUAGAUCAUUGAAAACUGGUUAGAUUUCUUUUUCAAUGAAGAGUAGCGCAUCUUCUAUCAUCGAAAUAAGUACUUAAACAGUACACGACAUGAAGAUUCAAACCAGCAAGGUACUCGUUAUGCUAUUGUUCGAGAAAAUGGACUGAUUUUGGUCUUGUUCUCCGAUUUCAACAGUCAUUAUCAUGCUAUUAAAAUACAAAGAGGACAUGACACUACAGGCAAGAGCAAAAAGGGUUGAGAUCUACAGAAAUCACAUCAGGAAGUGCAAAACGAAGUAGAAAAUAGAAGUAGCCCAACACCUCAAGAAUAGGCACAAUCAUCAUCAUCAUGUAUCUUCCGGUGAAGAUCACGUCCGCUAAUUCGAGACCGGAGGCGCAACAUCCGACUCGUCCUCGUCAUCACGGCCUCGAAGGAGUGGCUUGCCAGUUCUGCCGACGAGAACGGUACUCCGUGAUGGGGACGGACGAGAUGAAACGUCACCCGCUACUGGCACUUCGAGUGAUGUGGUCCUCUCGUCUGGUACCCGUGCCUCGACGUCAGCCUCAUCCAGCACAUCUUCAUCAAGUACUAGAACGCCAGCAAUCCAUCCAGCAAUCCAUCCAGCGCCAUCCCGCUUCGGCCGCGGACUUGAAACCCCCAGGAGUGCUCCUUCUGCUUUUCGCUGCAACAGAACUUCUUUUCUUGUUCUGGCGCAUACUGUGACACAUACAAAUGAGC